GGGUGCUUUAUAUUCAUCUGUUACUUGUCGCCUGCCUCUUAUGAAUCAGGAUCCCUGGCUGAGAUGGUACUUUACGAAGUUGCGAUGUCCCCUGAGGACCUGAGCGCCAAGCGAUCAAAGAAGCACCGUAUGGGCUGGGCAGCCGGAGUCGGAUGUCGCCGGGCGGCAGGUCACUGCCACAUAGACCUCCUCUGGCUUGGCACGACACCUUUUAAAUGCAGGAUCACGGUCGCCUGUCCCAUUUUCCCAACCGGCUUCUUCCCGUGCCUCCUGCACACCCCCACCCGCAUCCCAUUAUAUGCCCGACGCCUCUUCACCCCCCUCCCCACCGCUCUCCGCCUCAAAGGCCGCCGACGAGACGGAGCUCUCGCAGAAGUGCCAGUGGCAGGACUGCACCCAGUCCUUCGCCGACCCCGAAUCGCUCUACAACCACCUAUGCAACGAUCACAUUGGCCGCAAGAGCACAAAUAACCUCUGUUUGACUUGCAAGUGGAAGGAUUGCGGGACCUCCUGCGCCAAGCGCGACCACAUCACCAGUCAUCUUCGGGUCCAUACGCCGCUCAAGCCUCACGUCUGCGAGAUCUGCAAAAAGUCUUUCAAGCGGCCGCAAGAUCUGAAGAAACACGAGAAGAUCCAUACUGAGGAACAUCACGCUCAGCACAAGCACUCGAAGGCCAUCACUGUUGCCGAUCCUGCUUACUCUUCCCGCGUCCGCGGUGAAACUGCCGAUGCGGGUCGGACCAUAGGCAAGCCGGCUUCUGGUAAAGGCAACAUCCCACCUCGUGCACCGUCUCAUUCGUCGACUGCAUCGGAUGGCUCGUAUCCUAACUUCCCCCCGACGCCAUCGCCUGGUUACUCUCCGCCGCCGAGCGAUGAAUUUUCCGCGCAGUGGGAGAGCGUGAGCGCUGGCUCGAAGCGAUCGCACGACUAUUCGGUUGGGGACUUCUUCACAGAUGUGAAGAAAACGGAGGCUGAGCCCGGCAUACGAUCAUCGUAA
Mycena citricolor is the source of this 997-nucleotide messenger RNA. Lineage: Eukaryota; Fungi; Basidiomycota; Agaricomycetes; Agaricales; Mycenaceae. The record is from the annotation of a GenBank genome assembly.